GAGAGCUGAUACUAGGCUGAAACUUGUGUCUUCCACACUUACAAGAAUGUCUCUGUAGAAUGGCUCUCUCUAACAGGAUGUUAUAUCUUCCCCCGCCCUUGUGAACUAGAUGAACAAGCUGCAAAGAAAAAACUUGCUUUUCCUUUUCUCCCACUCCCUUCCCUGCUAAUAAAAGACAAGCUCUAACUGAAGUUUUUCAGAACGCCCGGUGAGCAGCUUGUAGAAGCGGUUUGCUGUGUCUUCUCCUAUUGCAAAAGCUUGGUUGAAAACUGAUAAAAAUAGUCUUUUACAACCACCUGAACUCAAAAGGACCGGUUCUAGAUAAGGACCUAACUUUGCUCUGCUUAGCAGUGCUUACAUUCAGGGCUUGGUCUGAUCUUUUCCAGUGCUAGAACAAAGUUUGUUUGUUCCUAAAAGGUUUAAGACACACCCAGCAGAUGGAGUUACCUCUUCGACCUACGCUGUUCGACUUCAAUGGAGUCUCCAUGACCAAAUACUUCACUGACAACUGGGUUAACAUACAGAGUUUCAAAGGAAGGCCAGAUGAUAUUGUGUUGGUGAGCUAUCCAAAAGCAGGGAACACAUGGGUCUCCUACAUCCUGGACCUUUUGUACUUCAGUCAAACAUCACCUGACAGACAGAACUCAGUGCCACUUCAUAAAAGAGUGCCAUUUCUGGAGAUCAGCAUACCAGGGUUUCCCUCUGGAGUGGAUGAACUGAAUUCAAUAAACAGCUUUCCACGCAUUAUCAAGACACACCUACCAGUCCAGUUUCUUCCCCAGUCCUUUUGGGAACAAAAUUCCAAGAUCAUCUAUGUAGCCCGCAAUGCAAAGGACACAGUUGUAUCUUAUUUUCAUUUUGACCGCAUGAAUAAGGCCCAGCCAGAGCCUGGAGACUGGAACAGUUUUCUGCAGAGAUUUGUGGAUGGAAAAAUGGUCUUUGGUUCCUGGAAUGACCAUGUGGGAGGCUGGUGGGAGAAGACAAAGACCAGAUCUAACAUCCUGUACUUGUUCUAUGAGGAUCUCAUUGAGGAUACUGAACGAGAAGUCAGCCGGAUCUGCUCCUUUCUGGAACUGUCACCCAGCACGGACCUAAAGAAAGAAGUAACAGAAAAAUCUCUCUUCAACAACAUGAAACACAACAAGAUGGCCAACGGCUCAGCUGAUGAAGUCUUGGAUUUCAAGAUCUCACCUUUCAUGCGCAAAGGAAAGGUUGGUGACUGGAAGAAUCAUUUCACUGUUAACCAGAAUGAGCAGUUUGAUGAAGACUAUCAAAGGAAGAUGAGAAAUAUUGAUCUAAGCUUUCGAACAGUUCUGUAACCGCCCAGUAACAGUAUUACCACUGAGCACAAAUAAAAACAAUCAUAAGA
Xiphophorus couchianus (Monterrey platyfish) is the source of this 1369-nucleotide messenger RNA. Its product is annotated as cytosolic sulfotransferase 2-like. The record is from RefSeq and is a predicted model, not a curated record. The transcript is spliced from 8 exons. Lineage: Eukaryota; Metazoa; Chordata; Actinopteri; Cyprinodontiformes; Poeciliidae. Gene Ontology annotation, molecular function: sulfotransferase activity. Bases 438 to 1319 code for a protein of 293 amino acids.